Messenger RNA from Zea mays, 2192 nucleotides. RefSeq names its product type IV inositol polyphosphate 5-phosphatase 9. NCBI's taxonomy places the organism in Eukaryota, Viridiplantae, Streptophyta, Magnoliopsida, Poales, Poaceae. Gene Ontology annotation, molecular function: inositol-polyphosphate 5-phosphatase activity; phosphatidylinositol-4,5-bisphosphate 5-phosphatase activity; phosphatidylinositol-3,4,5-trisphosphate 5-phosphatase activity. The record is from RefSeq and is a predicted model, not a curated record. The coding region runs from base 404 to 1894 and encodes 496 amino acids. The transcript is spliced from 5 exons. Gene Ontology annotation, biological process: phosphatidylinositol dephosphorylation.
CAGGCACCAUGCAGCGCACGCGCCCGACCGACCUCUAGUGACUAGUCCUACCCAAGUUAACAUCCGGCGGUUAGCUCUGGCUGUGAGCUGUGCCUGUGAGAGUGCGUGAACAUGGGCGGGCGGGCGCGAGCUGCUCCAUAGAUUUUUGUCUCCGCGCGGCGCGCGCCUUGUCAUGUAGCCCCCGCGGCGCCUAUUUAAGCCGCUGUUCUCUUCCCUUUCCGUCCUCUAGGCGGCCUCUCAGUUUCAUCUCGUCUUCGUCCUCCGGCGUUCUUCUGCUCUUCUCCGCAGUCGUCGUCACGUCAUCGCCCUAUAGCUAGCUUAGCUAGACGACCGCUCGCGAGGGCAUACGCGAGGCUACGACUCCAUCGUGCUGGUGGUGCUACAAGCUCAUCAUCAGUUCAUCAUGCUAGAGAACCAAAAGCAAGCGGAGGUUCUCUGGCCGCGGCUGGUGGCCAACAAGCUCUUCCGGAAGACCUCGGGCAGCCACGCCUUCGUCGCCGAUUUCCCGGCCACCGAUGGCGACGGCGAUGUCGUCUUUGGUGGAACGGAGUUCGACGGCGGCGGGUGCAGCCCCGACCCCGACGACGCGGACGCCAGCCGCUGCGUGAAGCGGGCGCGGCCGCAGCCGCAGCCGCAGGAGCGCAACAAGAAGACCCUCAAGUACAAGCUGUUCGCGAGCACGUGGAACGUCGGCGGCGUGGCGCCACCGGACGAGCUGGACCUGUCGGACUGGCUGGACGGCGGCGGCGGCGACGACGACGACGGGCCCUACGACAUGUACGUGCUGGGGUUCCAGGAGGUGGUGCCGCUGCGCGCGCGCAACGUGCUGGGUGCCGACAAGAAGCGCGUCGGGAUGCGGUGGAUCGAGCUCACCCGCGCCGCGCUCAACCGGUCGUCGUCAUCGCACGCGCAGCGCGGGGGAGGGAGCGGCGGCGGAUCAGGCUCAGGCGACGGCGGCGGCGGCGGCAGGCAGAAGGUGCACCCGGUGCGGGACGGCGGCGGCGGCGGCGGGCUGGCCUGCAGGGACUACCGGUGCGUGGUGAGCAAGCAGAUGGUGGGCGUCCUGCUCACGGUGUGGGUGCGCUCCGACCUCCGCCGCUUCGUCCGCCGCGCCAGCGUCUCCUGCGUCGGCUGCGGCGUCAUGGGCUGCCUUGGCAACAAGGGUGCCGUGUCCGUCCGGUUCUGGCUGCAUGAAACGAGCUUCUGCUUCGUGUGCUGUCACCUCGCGUCGGGCGGGCGCGACGGCGACGAGGCGCACCGCAACGCCGACGCCACGGAGAUCCUCUCCCGGACGGCCUUCCCGCGGGGCCAAGCGCUCAACUUGCCCUUGCCGCACAAGAUUCUAGACCACGACCGGGUGAUCCUUCUCGGGGACCUCAACUACAGGAUCUCGCUGCCGGAGGCCAAGACGAGGCUGCUGGUGGAGCGGCAGGACUGGAAGACGCUGCUGGAGAACGACCAGCUGCGCGCCGAGGUGCGCCGCGGCGGCGCGUUCCAGGGCUGGAGCGAGGGGCCCAUCGCCUUCUCCCCGACCUACAAGUACUGCCCCAACUCCGACGCCUACUACGGCUGCGCCACCGCCAGCGCCACCGCCGACGCCCGCCGGCACAAGCGGCGCGCGCCGGCGUGGUGCGACCGCAUCCUGUGGCGCGGCGAGGGGAUCCGGCAGGCCCGGUACGGCCGCUGCGAGUCCCGGCUGUCGGACCACCGCCCCGUGCGCGCCGUCUUCACGGUGGAGGUGGGCGCGCCCGCGCCCGGGAGUAACCUCAACUCGCUCAGGAGCUUCUUCAUGUCCGAGAGGUUCGACGGGGCUGGCAGCAGGAGCCCCGCCGCCGACCAGCUACUCCGCAGGGACGACGACGUCAACAGCGCCAGAUUCAGCGACGCGCUUUGAGACACGCAUGGGAUGGGAGGGUGGAGAUGGAAUUGUCACUCCACUUCUCCGGUUGCGGAUUGUACUUGCGCACAGACAGAAGAUCGUAUCUACAACAUGCUGCUAAGAUACAGAGAUGGUUUUUUUCUUUUUUUUUAAAAAAAAAUCCACCCUGUUCCCAACGUUCUGUAACUACUAUACAUUUGUACUCUUGUUGAUCCAGUGAGUAUGAUUGGGCCUCAAGUCAAGUUUGUUGCCAUGGGCAACCAUGAAUGACAACAGAAAUCACAGAGAAAACUAUAUAUAUUCAGAGACAGCA